AACACAUUAACCUUGGUCAUUCAAUAUCAUAAAAUUCAUGUCAUUGGAAAAGGUGACUGUUAUUUAAUACUGGAUGAUUAACAAUUACAAGUGAUUCGAGGUCGCUGACCUAACCACGGAGUAUCCUUAUCAAUGGUUUCAGAUGAAACCAGACGUAAGAAACUAGAACGUCGCUGAAAACAACUAUAGUCCGAAUAGAAUGGAAAAAUAUGUAUUACAAAUAGCAUUUCAUGUUUUACUAGUGCUGGUUUUGGUUUUAAGAUGUGGCACAGUACCUGUCAGACUUCGGAGGCAGGUUCAAGACCUUCCACUCUUACAUGAGGACAUUGACCACGAUGAUUAUAGUACAGAUAACUCUGAUAACCCAAUAGUCGAUGAUGACACUUUACAUUUGUCUCCCCAUGAGGAAAGUCAUCUGCAAGGAAAUGUAGAUUAUGCAGACCAUCUCGAUACUAACAGAAAUUUUAGCAGUGAUCAUGCUGGGAUAUCGAGUGACACUGGAGCUGGUGAUAUUAUUCGUGACUUUGACUUUGAAAAUGAGCACGAUCAAAGAAAUAUACAACCUGGUAUUGACCAUGAUGGGCAUGUAAAUGAAAAUCCUCCAGGCAGCGAGUCCUAUGUUACUGGUCAUUUGCAUUUUCAAGGGCAAGGUAAUUUGCCAAGUUCAAGACAGAAUAACCGUAACCCAUCUUCAGUAAGUCAAGGUCAUGUAGAGGUGAUCAGUACAACUAAAGGAACAACGGAUAGUGAACAUUUAGUAAUAAAUGCAGUUGGAAGAUCAGUACAUGUUAAUAUGAGUACAUCAGAAGGACGACAAAAUCACCAUGGUUUCCUUAUGGGAGAAAAUGUUAAUGUAAAUACAUCGGAAGAACGACACCCACACCAUGGUUUCCUUAUGGGAGAUAAUAUACAAAAUGUUGAUAAUGAACACGGUGGAUUGAAUACAAACACCUUGACGUCUAGAUCUUUAACCAUACUGCACUCAAGAGCUCCAGCAACAACAACAACAACAACACCCGAACCAAUAGUUACUGUAAGACUUUCAAAUAUCUCUAGCCGUGAAUGGACUGAAAGUGCAGCACAGGAGCAUGUGCAUACUAACAUCAUAAUUGACAGAACUGAUCAAAACAUUGGCGGAAGAUCAGAUCAUGAUCUGGACAACGUAGACAGACCUGGACAGUCAUAUAAUGAUGGCAAAAAUAUGACAACUGAAAUACCUUUAACAGUUGAAGGACAGGUUGCUACGUUGCCAGGGGAACCAAAUGUACAAGGGCAAAACCAUGAGAAUGAGGAACAUUUAAGCGGUCAUGAAGAGACUGAAGGUCACGAACAUGACAUCGAUGUCCCAAUUGACAAAGGUGAUCAUCCACAUACGGGGAAUAAUGAAGAACAUAAUCAUCCAGGCCCUCCAAGACAUACAAAUAACCCAGUGGUGGGAACUAGAAGUCGUACAGAGAAUUUACCAGUCACUGAACCAAUUUUCACUACACCAAAACUGAUCAUACUUCCAACACCAUCAAACUUAGAACCAGACGAAAGAAAUACCUCAGCAAUAAUUCAAGAACCUCAGUCCUCUGUGAUUUUUCAGGGUGAUCGAAAUGAACAUACGGAAACAGAUCAUGAAGGUCAAGGUCAUCCAGGAGUACCUGGAGAAAGUGGUAUACAUGAAAAUACUGACCAUGAAAACCGUACAGAAGAAAGACAGUUUACGACCGGUGAAGGUCACAUUGAGUUUAUUACAGAAUUACCAGAAAUACAUGGAGAACCUGAAAUAAAACCACAUAAAAAUUUGCCCAAACAUACUGAUAAAAUAAAUGAGACUCCAUCGUUAAUAUCACCAUCCUCGCUUGUAUUCGAAUUUGAAAGUUUUACUUCAGAUAACGUAAGAUUUGUGUCGGAGUCGAGACCAACGGCAACAGAAGAGUAUCAUCCAGAAAGUUCUACAAUAUAUCAAUCCUUUUCUUCAUUCAGUGAGUCUGGAAUAUCAAGCAAUAAUCCAGAUGUAACAGAGGUUCCUGAAAACUUACAGUCUAGUACCUUAGGUCAAACUGACAUUGAUAAUUUAGAGACAACAUCAACAAUGACUUUUAACCCCUGCUCCCAAAGUGACUACCAGCUGUGUCAUACUGCCUCACCAUCAAACUCGGUCCCAGGUUAUAUGCUUCUUUCUUCACAUUCAAUUAUACCAGUUAAGCAGUCGGCUAUGGUCGAAAGUUCCACCCCAAGUUUAACAGACACAGCAUUAAUCGGCAUCGUGGGACCAAGUACAACAGUUCCAAAGCAAGUCGUUGCGUCAUCAAGUGUCACAGUCUCUACAAAAACUGCAGUUCCAGAACAAGUCAUUUCAUCAUCAAGUGUCACAUUUUCUACAACUGCAGCGAAUGAAAACACACCUAACUUACUAGAAAGUAGUGUAUCAGAGGUUAAAAGGAGUACAACUUCUAUUUUACCAACUCAAACUAUAGAUCAGUUAAGCGAAACUAGCAAGACAAUGCUUAGUACAGAAGUGAGGAAUGUUGGCACUUCAGUAACAUUGUUGACGGCUUCACCGAUUUCAGCAACACCUGCUUCUAGUGAAGUCCAUUAUUCCAGCACAGAGAAUUUUCUACUGACCUCAUCAGCAAAUGCUGCGCCAUUACAGCCAACAUUAGAGCUUACGUCACAGUCUCCCACUCCUGUAACCACGGUAACACAAACCAUUCCAGUAUCAGUGACAUUUCCAAUGUUGACUUCAAACCCAACCACCAAGAAGAAAGAAGAUCACAGUUCUACAACAACCCCUACUACUACAAGGCUGACAACUCAAAAGAAACCAGAUACUGAAAAAGAACCAGAAAAGCCAGAAAAUCGAAGUAGCAGUAUAAGCACCAGCGCUGUAAGCACCAGCGGUAGAACCAGCAGCAGUGUUUAUACCACCACAACAUCUCGGAUCAUCACAACUACACUGCCAUCAACAUCUCGGACGAUAACUACACAGGAAAUCAUGAAACAGUUUGAGGCAGAAAUUGAGAUCUCUACACCACCAUCAGUAUAUAUUGAGAUAGAGUUGAGGAUGGACUGGAGUCAGUUUUGUUUAUCAAAGUCGCAAUUUAUAUCGGAAAUCAGAGAGAUCAUGCGCUCUGAGAAAGGGAAUAUUGUUGACGAAGGACAGUUUAUAUUGUCCACAGUGGACUGCAGAAGUGCAAACAAUAUACUGCUGGAGGAAGAACAUUUAAAAAGUAUUACAAUUGAAAUGUACAUUGUUGGUACUGAUGGGAAAUUGGAUAUAUGGCUUACAACAGUAACUUCCUCUGUUAUAUCAAAGGGAUUUCAACAGUCAAAUUACCUAAAAGAUAAGAUCGUAUCAGUGCACACAGUUAAUAGGAAACAACCCGAAACUCUUCCUGAAUCCAAAUCCGACAGAAGGCAGGAACCAGCAAGUGUUGCCAUGGUGAUAGUGUUAGCAUCAAUGGGAGGAGUCUGCUGUGUGGCACUAGUUAUUCUCCAGGUUUUGAUACACAGACGGGUAAAAGCCAAACGAAAACAGCGCCAGUUUGUUGGACAAAGAGCAUCUCUACAGAGUAUGGAUCAUGUUGCGCUGGGUGUAAUCCCUAAGUCAAGGCCUAAUAGCGGGUACUGGAACCCCGCUCUAGAUGAUACUUUGGAACUGCCGGAACCUGAUGAACAUUCACAUCUACUGAAUUUUUCAGGAUUAGCAAAUUUCUGUAUGGACACUAAGGCCAUUUAUACAGAAUUUCAGACAAUUCCAUUUGACAAUGUAGAUUUGACAAGUGUCCCUAUUGGAGAAGAGGAUAAGAAUAGAUUCGCAAAUGUAUUGCCACAUAAGCACAGUAGAGUUAGUCUGAAGAAAACACAGGACAACAAGUCAGAUAUAUUAAUGCAAACUUAUGUAAGAUGUAACUAUUAUAAAGCUAGUUGUAAUCACUACAUAAAAGCAUGA
Molecule: messenger RNA, 3940 nt
Organism: Mercenaria mercenaria
Lineage: Eukaryota; Metazoa; Mollusca; Bivalvia; Venerida; Veneridae
Exons: 14
Coding region: 200-3940 (1246 amino acids)
Biological process (GO): protein dephosphorylation
Molecular function (GO): protein tyrosine phosphatase activity
Source: RefSeq, a predicted model, not a curated record